AUGGCGAGUCUCCGUAGCAUACUCAAUCCCGACGAUUCAAGACAGGCGUCGUCUAGACUUCACAUAGACGGCGAGGCUCACUCGCCGUCCGCCCUGGAGCUGCCAUCCUCGCCCGCCUCAGUAGCUAGUGCACAUACAGUUGACGCCCUAGGCGAUGUUGGAGACGUGGAUCAGCUGGAUCCCGAACCCGAGAUGCCGCCAUGGCAGUACCAAGACCACGAACCGCACCCCAAUUGCCCCGACACGCUCGACUGUUUGCCUGAUACAGAUGGACGCCCUCAGCAUACUCUCCCCGUCAUCUUGCGAUGUGCCAUUUUGGGUAGCCCACGCAAGCGUCUCACCAUAAGGGAAAUUUAUGCCGCGAUGGAGGGGAAGUACGCCUAUUAUAAAACGGCGGGUCCGACGUGGAAACAAUCCGUUCGACAUCAUCUAUCGUUGAAUCGUCUAUUUGAACGCCAACCCCGCCCCGUAACUGACCCUGGUUUCGGCUCAUAUUGGACUGUAAAUCUUUUGGCUCCGCCGGGUACGAAGCGACCGCGAAAGCGGGGUAGGCCCAACAAGGACAAAGAAGCAGAGAAUCAGGCCAAGAAAAGAGGAAGGCCUCGUAAAGAUGGUCCGUAUUCCGAAUCCACUCACGCAGACCGAUCUAUGCAUGACGAUGAUGAUUAUGAAGAGGACGGCCAGGUUUCGGAUGAAGAUGAAUUCGAAAGCGAAGAUGACGUUAUGCAUUCAUACGAGCGACGUCCAUCUCUUGCCGGCUCGACCCAUUAUCCGCUACCCUCUACCUCCUCGUCUCGGAAUCCAUUCCCCGAACAAAACGACGAAGCUAAAAACAUCAUCGAGCGACUGCAAAUCGAGGUGGCCGGGCUUAGACGCCAGUCUGCAGAGGCUGUGUCCCUAUCCAUAAGACUCACUGACCAGCUCGCCCAAGCACAGGCGGAGGCGUCCCGGUCCAAGUCUACGUUGCGGACGGUGGAGGCCAUGUUGGAAGAAGAGUCGAGGAAGAGAAGAGAAGCAGAGAGGGACGCAGACGAGGAGGCAGAAUUAAGGCGUCAAGCAGAGGAGCAACUGGACUCACUUCGCAUGCGUUGGUCGAGUGCAUCACGACCUUCGUAA
Messenger RNA from Desarmillaria tabescens, 1116 nucleotides. RefSeq lists its product as uncharacterized. The coding region runs from base 1 to 1116 and encodes 371 amino acids. Gene Ontology annotation, biological process: regulation of transcription by RNA polymerase II. The record is from RefSeq and is a predicted model, not a curated record. Gene Ontology annotation, molecular function: RNA polymerase II cis-regulatory region sequence-specific DNA binding; DNA-binding transcription factor activity, RNA polymerase II-specific. Lineage: Eukaryota; Fungi; Basidiomycota; Agaricomycetes; Agaricales; Physalacriaceae. The transcript is spliced from 3 exons. Gene Ontology annotation, cellular component: nucleus.